Molecule: messenger RNA, 3383 nt
Organism: Neomonachus schauinslandi (Hawaiian monk seal)
Lineage: Eukaryota; Metazoa; Chordata; Mammalia; Carnivora; Phocidae
Gene: MYBL1
Product: MYB proto-oncogene like 1
Exons: 16
Coding region: 1-2259 (752 amino acids)
Biological process (GO): regulation of DNA-templated transcription
Cellular component (GO): nucleus
Molecular function (GO): DNA-binding transcription factor activity, RNA polymerase II-specific; RNA polymerase II cis-regulatory region sequence-specific DNA binding
Source: RefSeq, a predicted model, not a curated record
AUGGCGAAGAGGUCGCGCAGUGAGGAUGAGGAUGAUGACCUUCAGUAUGCUGAUCAUGAUUAUGAAGUACCACAACAGAAAGGAUUGAAGAAACUCUGGAACAGAGUAAAAUGGACAAGAGAUGAGGAUGAUAAGUUAAAGAAGUUGGUUGAACAACACGGAACUGAUGAUUGGACUCUAAUUGCUAGUCAUCUUCAAAAUCGUUCGGAUUUUCAGUGCCAGCAUCGAUGGCAGAAAGUUUUAAAUCCAGAAUUGAUAAAGGGUCCUUGGACUAAAGAAGAAGAUCAGAGGGUUAUUGAAUUAGUUCAGAAAUAUGGGCCAAAAAGAUGGUCUUUAAUUGCAAAACAUUUGAAAGGAAGAAUAGGCAAGCAGUGUAGAGAAAGAUGGCAUAAUCAUCUGAAUCCUGAGGUAAAGAAAUCUUCCUGGACAGAAGAAGAGGACAGGAUCAUCUAUGAAGCACAUAAGCGGUUGGGAAAUCGUUGGGCAGAAAUUGCCAAACUACUUCCUGGAAGGACUGAUAAUUCUAUCAAAAAUCACUGGAAUUCUACCAUGCGAAGAAAAGUGGAACAGGAGGGCUACUUACAAGAUGGAAUAAAAUCAGAACGAUCUUCAUCUAAACUUCAACACAAACCUUGUGCGACUAUGGACCAUUUGCAAACCCAGAAUCAGUUUUACAUACCUGUUCAGAUCCCAGGCUAUCAGUAUGUGUCACCUGAAGGCAGUUGUGUAGAACAUGUUCAGACUCCUGCGUUUAUGCAGCCACCCUUCAUUGAUGAAGAUCCUGAUAAGGAAAAAAAAAUAAAGGAACUUGAGUUGCUUCUUAUGUCAGCUGAGAAUGAAGUUAGAAGAAAGCGAGUUUCAUCGCAACCUGGAAGCUUUUCUAGCUGGUCUGGUAGUUUCCUCAUGGAUGAUAGCAUGUCUAAUACUCUAAAUAGCCUCGAGGAGCACACUAGUGAGUUUUACAGUAUGGAUGAAAAUCAAACUCUGUCUGCUCAGCAGAAUUCACCCACAAAGUUCCUGGCCGUAGAGGCAAAUGCUGUGCUGUCCUCUCUACAGACCAUCCCAGAAUUUGCAGAGACUCUAGAACUUAUUGAAUCUGAUCCUGUAGCAUGGAGUGAUGUUACCAGUUUCGAUCUUUCUGAUGCUGCUGCUUCUCCUGUCAAGUCCACCCCAGUCAAACUAAUGAGAAUUCAACACAAUGAAGGAGCCAUGGAAUGUCAAUUUAAUGUCAGUCUUGUACUUGAAGGGAAAAAAACCAGUUGUAAUGGUGCAGACAGUGAGGCUGUUCCUGUAACAUCCCCAAAUGUGGCCAAGUUUAGCACUCCACCAACCAUCCUCAGAAAGAAGAGAAGAAUGCGAGUGGGUCAGUCCCCCAGCAGCGAACAUAGCGAUGGCUGUUUCAAUGAUGGUGGUAAUACAGCACUAAAACAUACGCCGGUGAAAACACUACCAUUUUCUCCUUCACAGUUUUUCAACACAUGCCCUGGAAAUGAACAAAUUAAUAUAGAAAAUCCUUCAUUUACGUCAACCCCUAUUUGUGGGCAGAAAGUUCUCAUUACAACCCCUCUUCACAAGGAAACAACCCCCAAAGAUCAAAAGGAAAAUGUAGGGUUUAGAACACCUACUAUUAGAAGAUCUAUAUUGGGUACCACACCAAGAACUCCUACGCCUUUUAAGAAUGCGCUUGCUGCUCAGGAGAAAAAAUAUGGACCUCUUAAAAUUGUGUCACAGCCACUUGCCUUCUUGGAAGAAGAUAUUCGGGAAGUUUUAAAAGAAGAAACUGGAACAGAUAUAUUCCUCAAAGAGGAAGAUGAACCUGCUUACAAAAGCUGCAAACAGGAGCAUACAGCUUCCGUAAAGAAAGUCAGAAAAUCACUAGUCUUAGAUAAUUGGGAAAAAGAAGAACCAGGUACUCAACUAUUGACUGAAGACAUUUCAGACAUGCAGUCAGAAAAUAUAUUUACAACAUCUUUAUUAAUGAUACCAUUAUUGGAAAUACAUGACAAUAGGUGCAACUUGACUCCUGAAAAACAAGAUAUUAUAAAUUCAACCAACAAAACAUAUACACUUAAUAAAAAGAAACCAAACCCUAACACUUCUAAAGUUGUCACAUUGGAAAAGAACCUUCAGUCAAAUUGUGAAUGGGAAACAGUGGUUUAUGGGAAGACGGAAGACCAACUUAUCAUGACUGAACAAGCAAGAAGAUAUUUGAGCACUUACACAGCUACCAGCAGCACUUCAAGAGCUCUCAUACUGUAAUUGUUAUUAAAAUGGAUGAAAUGCCCCACUCUUACUGUAUUCUAUACUAAAUUAGGUUGCAAUGAAAUUUUUGUCAAUUAAUUGUUUUUAAAGUUUUAAUACAGCCCUAAAACGGUUUGCAUCUUUUUUCAUAUUGGACGGGCAGGAAGCCCAGCCACUUAAGUAAGGGGUCGGUAAUUUCAUAGUUAAUUUUUUUAAGAGAUGAGAUUUUAAAAAAUUGUUUUUAAAAGAACAAGAUGGGAAAGCCAUAUUAGAAUGUUAUGGAUAUCCUAAAAGUAAGUGUUCACGUAUUUUCUCCAGAAGAUGUAUGUUGCUACUCUCUUGAUGCUGCAGUUUUGUUACAGAUAGGUUUAGGAGUAUGUAUGGUUUCUGUAAUUAGUCUAUGUAUGGGAAGCACACAUGGUUUUAUGAAGUACUUUAGCCUACUUGGGCUACCAUUUACAAAGAAAUACAGUGGGAAGAAAUUGAAAAGAAGGAGAGAAAGUUGCACUACUAAUUUUUGGUAUUUUUCAAAAACAAUAAAAUUAACUACAGUGUUAAAUGUAUUUAUUUGAGCAUAGUACUAAAAACAAGAAGCAUUGAAAAAGGUUUUUUUCCUUAUUAGUAAAGAGUCAGUAUUUUCUUCAUAAAUCUCAGAAGAGCUGAGAGUUUUGUUGAAUGUAUUGUACAGUAUGUAGGAGCAAGAAGACUUUGUAAAUUGGAAAGAAGUCUUUUUAUAAUUUAUUUUCAUUUUUAAAGCUUAAAUGUAGAUAUUUAUACCUAUACAGGGUGUCUAGAAGCCAGUGUUGUUUCCUGUUAUUUACAGCUAACAUAAAGAACAAUUUUGAUGUUUAAGUAUGAAAUAUGAAACAGUAGUAAGUUAUGGCUGCAAAGAAUACAGUAGCUAUACUGUAUGUCACAUCUACCUAAAUAUUGCACUAUGCCCUUUAAAUCAUGUUGGUUAUAAAGUAGUUCUAAAAAUGUACUAAAUAAUAAUUUAAUAUUUUCUUUUUAAAUUAUAUGGGGGGUCAUAUAAAUUAAUCUGGUGAUUUGUAUAUGUGUUUGAAAUUUUUGCAUUUUGUUUAAACAAAUAAUAUGGUACUUUGGUCCCUAAAAACAGUCUGCACUUAGAAGUUUAUUAUAUU